AUGGGUCUAGGAAAGGGAAUUAUCGGGGAAUGCGUGAUACAAGACGUUAUAAGUCAGGUCAAGGAAGCGUUUUUGGACGAAAAUGUUGACAUUGAUGUGCUCACUCAACUAAAAAAGGUGAUUGUUGAACGUUCUUUGGUGUUCUUCUACGUUCUACUAUCUUCCUUUGUAUCUCACCUCAAUAGCGGCGAACACUUACUUUUUCUAGAUCAGGAAGCGUUGCGAAUAGCACAAGAAAUAUUGACAGCUCUGCAGCUGGAUGGCGGGGGAGGCGGUGGUAUGUCGGAUUCCUCCAGCGAAGAAGAGGAGGCUGAUGAUGAUGAUGAUCCUAUAAGACGUAUUGCUGACAGAAUCGGUGACGGCCAAAUCGAAGAUGGUGAACAAAUCGUUGAAGAAGAUCCGUUGAAUUCGGGCGAUGAUCAAAGCGAUGAUGAAGAUUUGGAAACCUUGUUUGAUGCCGACAAUGUCAUCAUGUGUCAAUUUGAAAAAGUCCAUCGCGCGCGCAGUAAAUGGAAGUUCCAGUUGAAAGACGGUAUAAUGCAUAUUGACAACAAGGACUAUUGCUUCCAGAAAUGUAGUGGAGAAGCUGAGUGGUGA
Molecule: messenger RNA, 597 nt
Organism: Haemonchus placei
Lineage: Eukaryota; Metazoa; Nematoda; Chromadorea; Rhabditida; Trichostrongylidae
Source: the annotation of a GenBank genome assembly